This is a messenger RNA of Dissoconium aciculare CBS 342.82, 1361 nucleotides long. RefSeq names its product cytochrome P450. The record is from RefSeq and is a predicted model, not a curated record. NCBI's taxonomy places the organism in Eukaryota, Fungi, Ascomycota, Dothideomycetes, Mycosphaerellales, Dissoconiaceae. Bases 299 to 1342 code for a protein of 347 amino acids. Gene Ontology annotation, molecular function: monooxygenase activity; iron ion binding; oxidoreductase activity, acting on paired donors, with incorporation or reduction of molecular oxygen. The transcript has a single exon.
CUUAAGGACGUGAACGCGGAGGAAAUUUACAGCCCCCUGACAACACCCGUGUUUGGAAAGGAUGUCGUAUAUGAUUGUCCAAACUCGAAGUUGAUGGAGCAGAAGAAGGUAAGCAUGCCAUGCAGGCUGGAGGAACUCCUGCUAACCGCACGAUAAGUUUGUCAAAUUCGGCCUCACCUCUUCAGCUCUGCAAUCAUACGUCACAUUGAUUGCGCAGGAGACCCGCCAGUUCUUUGCCAAGGAUGCCGCCCACAAGAAGUUCGCUUCGAAUGGAGGUACUACCAACCUGCCUCCUGUCAUGGCUGAGCUUACCAUCUACACUGCGAGCCGUUCUUUGCAGGGCAAAGAAGUACGCGAGAGAUUCGACUCGAGUUUCGCUGACCUCUACCACGACCUGGACAUGGGUUUCACACCGAUCAACUUCAUGAUGCCAUGGGCACCCCUUCCUCAGAACAGGAAGCGUGACCGAGCGCAGCAGAAGAUGGCUGAUACUUACCGCUCGAUUAUCGAGCAGCGUCGCAAGGAGGGCGGCGAAAAGAGCGAUGACCGUGAAGAGGACAUGAUCUGGAAUCUGAUGAAAUGCAGCUACAAAGAUGGAACACCACUCACCGACCGAGAGAUUGCUCACAUGAUGAUUGCCUUGCUCAUGGCCGGACAACACUCUUCCUCCGCUACCAUUUCCUGGAUCCUCCUUCGACUCGCUUCACGACCCGAUAUCCAGGAUGAGCUUCUUCAAGAGCAGAAAGACGUCCUGGGAUUGAAUGCUGAUGGUAGUAUCAAAGACCUGACAUAUGAGAACCUCUCAAGGCUACCCCUCCACAGCCAAGUCGUCAAGGAGACUCUUCGUCUUCACUCCCCGAUUCAUUCCAUCUUGCGCAAGGUCAAGUCACCCAUGCCUGUCGAGGGCACUCGAUUUGUCAUUCCAACCACCCACAGCUUGCUAGCAGCGCCUGGCGCGACCAGCCGGAUGGACUCACACUUUCCACAGUCUGCACAUUGGGAGCCUCACCGAUGGGACGAGUCGCCUGCAGAGAAACACAUCCACCUCGCUCCAGCCCAUCUCACAGAGGGUGUCGCCGAGGAGAAGGAGGAUUAUGGAUAUGGAUUGGUUAGCAAAGGUGCCGCCAGCCCGUACCUACCCUUCGGCGCUGGCAGACAUCGAUGCAUUGGUGAGCAAUUCGCCUAUGUGCAAUUGCAGACCAUCAUGGCUACUGUUGUCCGCGAUUUCAGGUUCACCAAUGUGGACGGUAGCGAUAAGGUCGUGGGUACGGACUACAGCAGUCUGUUCAGCCGGCCACUAAACCCAGCUGUCAUUCGAUGGGAUCGGAGAGAGAAGAAGUAGCGUUUAGUGCAAAGCAAAU